Molecule: messenger RNA, 720 nt
Organism: Aspergillus ochraceoroseus IBT 24754
Lineage: Eukaryota; Fungi; Ascomycota; Eurotiomycetes; Eurotiales; Aspergillaceae
Exons: 3
Coding region: 1-720 (239 amino acids)
Biological process (GO): kinetochore assembly
Cellular component (GO): kinetochore
Source: RefSeq, a predicted model, not a curated record
AUGACAUCGACUAAGGCCCAUUCUUUCCCGAGCCUUACGCCGGGGGAGAUCACUCUGUUAGACCGGGCAGGUGAUGAUCCUCGCGACACGAUAUCUUUCUCUGCGAAGGAGGCGUUGAUCCUCCAGCUGUAUCAUCAGAUCCAGGAACAGCAGCUAGAGAAGGCACUCCUCGAACAAGAACUAGAUUCAGCCUCUGAGGACAAUGAUGAAGAACAGCUGGCUGUCGCAGAACGCGAGCUUCUGGAAGCGAGGGCCACUUAUACUGUCAGAAAGAAGGCAACUAACACAGUGCUGAUAACUGAUCCAAUUUUGAAAGCGGUUCAUUUGAAGGCCGUAUCUCCAGCAGAGCGAGCUCUUGCGCGUCUGAUCAAUCGCCGCGAUGUAUUAUCUUUUGCGCAGGAGAAUUUCACUACUGCACACAUCUCAACAGUCAAGCAGCUCUCAACGCUCGAGGUGGAGAAUUUACAACUUCACCAGAAAACCCAAGAACUCGCCCGGGAACUUCUAACCCUGACCAAAGAUGACGAUUCCUGGAAGGACCAGCUCGAUGACCCAGGGCUCAAGCAGCAACUGGUGCAGCUCGAAGCAGAUCACAAGAAGAGUAAAGCGAAGUGGGAAACGAUGAAAAGCGUUGCGAGUGCGAUUGUUGUGGGCAGUGGAGUAAAUUGGGCUGAAGAUGAAGACCUCACUGCUCUCGUACUGGAUGAGUCUGAUGACUGA